CUGGAGCUGCAACUGCAACAAGAAGUGACACCUCUGAUGAAUUCUGAAUUUGACAUUUUGAAAUACCAUAAGCAGCUGACACAUAAAAACAUGAAAAAUAAAUCAUCUGCUACAGCUAUGCCACUUUCAGGCUCCAUCAGCGAAACCGAGGUCCAGAUGUAUCUUUCAUCUCCUGUAACACCAAUAAAGAGAGAUGCCAUUGAAAUUUGGGAAGAUAUGAAAUCUCUUUUUCCAAAACUUACAAAAGUCGCAAUGAUAUACCUUCCAAUUGUUGCCACGUCUUUUCCAAGUGAGCGGUUGUUCUCGGAAGCUGGAGCAACCAUUACUCAACAAAUAAAUAGACUGUUAGGGUCUAGAUUAUCUAAGCUUCUUUUCCUUAACUCUGUGUCAAGACUAUUAAUUUCUAAAUAA
Messenger RNA from Parnassius mnemosyne (clouded apollo), 411 nucleotides. The record is from the annotation of a GenBank genome assembly. NCBI's taxonomy places the organism in Eukaryota, Metazoa, Arthropoda, Insecta, Lepidoptera, Papilionidae.